Messenger RNA from Strongylocentrotus purpuratus (purple sea urchin), 2775 nucleotides. RefSeq names its product putative ankyrin repeat protein RF_0381. Gene Ontology annotation, molecular function: protein binding. NCBI's taxonomy places the organism in Eukaryota, Metazoa, Echinodermata, Echinoidea, Camarodonta, Strongylocentrotidae. Gene Ontology annotation, cellular component: cytoplasm. The record is from RefSeq and is a predicted model, not a curated record. The transcript is spliced from 14 exons. The coding region runs from base 339 to 2558 and encodes 739 amino acids.
UGUGUGGUGUAUAUACUGAAUUGCGUCAGUUUGAUGUGUAUUUACAGUACACAAAUCAACGCAUGUGAUAGGAUGUAUGAUACCAUAGCUGAGGGACGGAUCCAAUAAAUCAAUGCUCCUGCCUUCGAAUUAUUAAUGGAUUAUUUUCUGGUACACGCCUCGUAACAUAAUUCAACAAGCAUUCAAUUACAUAAUUCUAUUAAGCACGUUUUAUGAGAGUAGACAGCGUCCAUCGUUUACAUAGUAACGCGCUGAGAGAGAGGACACCACUCAAUAUGUACUCCAGGAAUCCGCUUGCGGCUUGAGUCUCUCAACACCUUCGCAAAUACUGAUAUGAAAUGGGUGAGCCAGAGGAGGAGGGUCGGAACAAUUCCGAAUCGCCGGGGACAGCCGAAGACUCAACGAAAUUAGCCGAAGGUGAAACGGAAACAACCGAGAAGGAUACGAUGAGUGCAGGCUGUAGUGAAUGUGGGAAACCACCAUUGUUCUACAGCAUCUAUGACAAACAAAAGACGGUGUUUUGUUCGUCAGAAUGCCACGGAAAGAGAAAUGAGAAAGAAAGAUCACCAAACCUGAUGCUUGUUAAGCUUGCAGAAAAGAGUGAUGAUGGUAAGGAGAGUGAUGCCAAAUCUACCGGCGAACAGAAUACUGAUGAACUAGUAGAUGCAGCGCUCGAUCAGGAUAUUUUCGAGUGUUGUCAUGGAGGACUCACGAACAACACAAACCUUCAUGGAUUACUAGAAGGCGGGGCCGAUGUCAAUCAGAAGGAUUCCAACGACCAAUCACUGCUGAUCUACGCGGUGGCUAACGGUGACGUCACAACCAUCAAUCUCCUAUUGGAGAAGGGUGCUGACGUCAAUCAGCGCGGUAAAGCACAGGCCACGCCCCUUAUGAUUGCUGCUGAUAUGGGUGCUAAGGAAAAGGUUUCGUUCUUACUAAGUAAAGAUGCAGACACAAUGCUCAAAGAUGAUGAUGGAAAGACAGCGCUCCAUAGAACAGAGAGAAAUAGAAAUACAAAGUGUGCAGAUUUAAUGAUUGAGAAGAAUCCUGAUCUCCUACAGGCUCGAGACAACUGUCAACAAACCAUUUUACAUCAAGCGGCUGGAGAGGGUAACAAGGAUCUUGUGGAUUUUUUGUUGGAGAAGAACGCUGAUCCAUGUGCUAUGGAUAACCUGAACCGAUCAGCUCUUCACUGGGCGGUUAUACAAGGCAUGGAAUCUGUAGCGACUAGUCUACUUGAACGAGAUUGUUCAAAGGUGAUCGACGAACCUGAUCGCUUUGGAGUCAGACCGAUACAUUAUGGAAUACAAAGCAAUCGGUCGGACAUCGCCGGAAUGCUCAUUGAGAAGGGUUGUGAGUUAGAGGCAGGUGAAUCAAGGGGUCUGACUGCUCUCAUCUAUGCCGCAGCCUGCGGGAAGAAGGACAUGCUGGAAAUCAUGAUCCCACGGUGUAAGAAUGUCGACGUCACGGAUAAAAAGGGUUGGACAGCCCUUCAUCAUGCAGCUAAACGAGGGGACGAGGAUGUCUGCAUCCUCCUGCUUGAUCAUAAAGCCAAGGCUAGUGUGAAGAGCUUAACGGACGAACAAACACCGCUGAUCAUUGCAGUCAAUAAUAAACAUCUUGGCGUGGUUAAACUCUUGAUCAAACGAAACCCAUCGAGCAAAGAUGUGAAAGAUGCAAAGGGCAGAUCUGGUCUUCAUCACGCUGCUGAGCAUGGUGAUUUAAACAUUCUAAGUGCUUUACUCGAAACACAGACUGACUCUCAGAAGAAAGAAGAAGCAGAGGAAGGGGAUUCAGAAUUACAAGAUUUCAUCAACUCAAAGGAUAGCUCUGGUCAUUGCGCCCUCUAUCUAGCUGCGAAGAACAGUCACAGAGACUGCUGUCAACAUCUCUUAGACAAAGGAGCGAAAAUCGAGGAAUCUUUUCGAGAUCUUCUCUUUGAAUUGGGUUUAAUCGAGCCUCGGGACGAGGAAGAGGAAAGUGGAGAUGAAGAUAAAAGCAGUACUUCAUCCCGCCAGCGAUAUGGAGUGGAUGAAACGGAUGAAAGCGAGAAAAUCGAAGAUUUAGAUCUAGGCAACCUUACCGAUACAGAUGCUGUGGCACUCAACUCACGAUACAUAUACGAAGGCAAAGGCCCGGCUCCGAAGUCGACAUCGCCACGGAGACCGAUGAACGUGAUACCAAGACGAUCAACCGACAUCGAUGACCAGGAAACAUUCGAUGUUCAUUGGAAAAACAUACUGGAAAAGAAACGCAGAUCUGAACAAGGCGUUAAGGCUAGGAAAAGUCAAGAGAACCUGAAAUCACCGUAUGCUCAGCCUCUGGUAAGCUCCGAGGUGCUUCGUAAAUACGAGAGAAUGAGGCGUUCACAUCAGGCUCUAGGGCGAUCUGGGGGUUCCCCGAGCAAACCGGAUGGGAAGACAGGGGAUAGUUCAAACAAAACUCAUUCAGGUGGAAGUGAGGAAAGAUCGAAAAGUCUCGACACGCCUAUGAACUUGAGAAAUAAAAGCAGUCACUCACAUGGUAAAAAGUAUUCCUAUUCUGUGGUGACCAAAUAGCCAGACAGACUGAGAGGAUGACUAUUUUGAUGUUUUGUUUUGAAUGGACAAUGCCAUAUGUGGCCAAAAUCACUAUUGCAAGAAAUGGCGAUGUUCUUAGGGUAUGUUUCAUUUCAGAUUCCUCAGGCCUGUCUUCACUAGUUUGGCCAGGAGGGAUUAGACCUCCCUGCGUGGUCACUGACAGGUGGUUAUCUCAUCAAAUCAGCUCUCAAUUAAC